Electrophorus electricus (electric eel) is the source of this 9175-nucleotide messenger RNA. RefSeq names its product ubiquitin carboxyl-terminal hydrolase 9X-like. Gene Ontology annotation, molecular function: cysteine-type deubiquitinase activity. NCBI's taxonomy places the organism in Eukaryota, Metazoa, Chordata, Actinopteri, Gymnotiformes, Gymnotidae. The record is from RefSeq and is a predicted model, not a curated record. Gene Ontology annotation, biological process: cell migration; protein deubiquitination. Gene Ontology annotation, cellular component: cytosol; nucleus.
UCUCGGUGCUGCCGCUCGGUAGAAACUCGGACACGCGUGUUGACGGAGACCGGAGAGUAUGAUGGCUGUAAUAUAACGGCUAACACACUCCGGAUGUAAUAUAACCGCUAAUACACUCGGCGCUUAUUGAAUUCGGUGUCAUUGUAGUUGCAGUAGUUGACAUCGUUACCUUUAAACGCACAAACACAAAUGAGUGGCUCGGUCAGAGUGCCACUAUAACGAAAACAGCGGAGACACCCGUUCAUCGCUGGCUAAACGAAGCAAAGCAUUCAGAAGAUUGGAGAGAGACUGGCGGUGUUGGGGGCUGACGCAGGAAAAACACCCAAAUAAGAGAAAAAUUCAAGGAGGCAAGACCACCAGAGCAGUCUGAUGAAUGCCCGAAGGUGUCGUCAGACACAUUAUCAAUGCCUGGAGCUGAGUAAUCUGGACAGAACUGGACUAGCGAUAAUAAGGAAGUCGUAUCUAAUUUCUGGGUUAUGCAAUGGUCACUGCAACUCGACCUAAGCCUCAGGUGCUGCUCUCCUGCUUGGUCACCCUCUGGAUUCACCCUGCUGCCCUCCAGGCAGUGAUUUCUCGCCUGGAUCCAACCACAUAAGCUGACAAGAUUGCAAAGACCUGCUGGGUGUCGAGCAUGACUGCCACCACCCGGGGGUCCCCUGUGGGGGGCAGUGACAGCCAGGGCCAGAGUCAGGCUCCAGAUGGCCAGAGCCAACCCCUGCUCCCCCCCAACCAGACUCCUUCGCCCAGCUCGUCCAAUGAGACGUCUCCGCUGAGUCCGGCGGAAGAACAGGGUCAGUGUGAUGCUCCGUCUGCUCAGGAAGAGGAGGAGCCAUCCUUCCCCCACACGGACCUGGCCAAGCUGGAUGACAUGAUCAACCGGCCUCGCUGGGUGGUUCCAGUCUUGCCAAAGGGGGAGCUGGAGGUCCUACUAGAAGCUGCUAUUGAUCUUAGUAAAAAAGGGCUGGACAUGAAGUGUGAAGCGUGUCAGAGGUUUUUCAGAGAUGGCCUGACAAUCUCCUUCACUAAAAUUCUCACGGACGAGGCAGUGAGUGGAUGGAAGUUUGAGAUUCACAGGUGCAUCAUUACUAACACACACCGACUCAUGGAGCUGUGUGUGGUCAAGCUGUCUCAAGAUUGGUUUCCACUGCUUGAGCUGCUCGCCAUGGCAACCAACCCCCACUGCAAGUUUCACAUUUACAACGGGACACGCCCGUCCGAGAGCGUUCCAGCUGGGGCCCAGCUCGCGGAUGACGAGCUCUUUGCACGUCCGCCAGACCCUCGUUCACCUAAGGGCUGGCUGGUGGACCUCAUCAAUAAAUUUGGCACACUGAACGGCUUUCAGAUACUGCACGAUCAUUUCAUGAGUGGCCAGGCUCUUAAUGUACAGAUAAUCGCAGCUCUUAUCAAGCCGUUUGGACAGUGUUAUGAGUUUUUGACAUUGCACACGGUGAAGAAGUUCUUCUUGCCUGUGAUAGAGAUGGUUCCUCAGUUUCUGGAGAACCUCACAGACGAGGAGCUUAAGAAGGAGGCCAAGAACGAAACCAAGAAUGAUGCUCUUUCUAUGAUCAUCAAGUCCCUGAAGAAUCUGGCGUCCAGAGUACCGGGUCAAGAAGAAACUGUUAAGAACUUAGAAAUUUUUAGGUUGAAAAUGAUCCUUAGGUUAUUGCAAAUUUCUUCUUUUAAUGGAAAAAUGAAUGCUUUAAAUGAGGUUAACAAGGUGAUCUCAAGCGUUUCAUAUUACACUCAUCGCCAUGGCAACCCAGAGGAAGAGGAGUGGCUCACGGCAGAGCGAAUGGCGGAGUGGAUUCAGCAGAACAACAUUCUGUCCAUUGUUCUGAGGGACAGUCUACACCAGCCUCAGUAUGUGGAGAAGUUGGAGAAGAUCCUGAGAUUUGUCAUUAAAGAGAAGGCUCUGACACUACAGGACCUGGACAACAUCUGGGCUGCACAGGCUGGUAAACACGAGGCCAUUGUGAAGAAUGUUCAUGACCUUUUGGCUAAGCUGGCCUGGGAUUUCUCUCCUGAGCAGCUCGACCAUCUGUUUGACUGCUUUAAGGCAAGCUGGACGAACGCUAGUAAGAAGCAGAGGGAGAAGCUUCUGGAGUUGAUCCGCAGGCUGGCGGAGGACGACAAGGAUGGCGUGAUGGCGCACAAGGUGCUGAGCCUGCUCUGGAACCUGGCACACAGCGACGACGUCCCUGUCGACAUUAUGGACCAGGCCCUGAGUGCCCACAUCAAGAUCCUGGACUACAGCUGUUCCCAGGACCGGGACACGCAAAAGAUCCAGUGGAUAGACCGUUUCAUUGAGGAACUGCGAACUAACGAUAAGUGGGUAAUCCCGGCCCUGAAACAGAUCCGUGAGAUCUGCAGUCUGUUUGGAGAAGCUCCUCAGAACCUCAGCCAGACACAGCGGAGCCCUCAUGUGUUCUACCGUCACGACCUGAUCAAUCAGCUGCAGCACAACCAUGCGCUUGUCACACUGGUGGCCGAGAACCUGUCCGCAUACAUGGAGAACAUGAGACAGUUUGCCAAGGAGCAUCCAGGUUUCGAUCCCCAGACGGUUCGUCUGGGCAGCCGUUACAGUCAUGUGCAGGAAGUUCAGGAGAGACUCAACUUCCUGAGGUUCCUGCUGAAGGACGGCCAGCUGUGGCUCUGUGCUCCUCAGGCCAAGCAGAUCUGGAAGUGUCUGGCGGAGAAUGCCGUAUUCCUUUGCGAUCGGGAGGCCUGCUUCAAAUGGUACUCCAAGCUGAUGGGGGACGAGCCGGACCUCGACCCCGACAUCAACAAGGACUUCUUUGAGAACAACGUGCUGCAGCUGGACCCGUCGCUACUGACGGAGAAUGGCAUGAAGUGCUUCGAGCGUUUCUUCAAGGCCGUCAACUGCAGGGAGGGCAAGCUGGUGGCCAAGCGGCGGGUUUACAUGAUGGACGACCUGGAGCUCAUAGGUCUCAACUACCUCUGGAGGGUUGUGAUUCAGGGCAGUGACGACAUUGCCUGCCGUGCAAUAGAUUUGCUGAAGGAGAUCUACACCAACCUUGGACCAAAGCUACAGGUCAAUCAGGUGGAGAUCCACGAAGACUUCAUCCAGUCCUGUUUCGACCGCCUGAAGGCCUCAUACGACACGCUCUGUGUGCUGGAUGGAGACAAGGACAGCCUGAACCGCACACAGCAGGAGGCCGUCCGUAUGGUCAGGGUGCUGACGGUGCUCAAGGAAUACAUCAACGAGUGUGACAGCGACUACCAUGAGGAGAGAACUAUCCUCCCCAUGUCCAGGGCGUUCCGAGGGAAGCACAUCACCCUGGUGGUGCGGUUUCCCAACCAGGGGCGGCAGGUGGACGACCUGGACAUCUGGUCCCACACCAAUGACACCAUUGGCUCCGUCCGCCGCUGCAUCCUCAACCGCAUCAAGGCCAACAGCACGCACACCAAGAUUGAGCUUUUCAUUGGAGGAGAGAUUGUUGACCCUGCCGAUGACCGCAAGCUGAUUGGACAGCUCAACCUUAAAGACAAAACGCUGAUCACGGCGAAGUUGACACAGGUCAGCACCAACAUGCCCUCCAGUCCUGACAGCUCCUCGGACUCCUCUACCGGCUCACCUGGGAACCAUGGCAACCACUACAGCGAUGGACCCAACCCGGAGGUGGAGAGCUGCCUGCCAGGAGUGAUCAUGUCGCUGCACCUGCAGUACAUUUCCUUCCUGUGGCAGGUGGCUGAUCUGGGUUGUACUUUAAAUAUGUCCCCCCUGCGGGACGGAGCCCGCGUCCUCAUGAAGCUCAUCCCACCAGAUAACGCUACGGUGGAGAACCUGCGGGCGAUUUGUCUGGACCACGCCAAGCUUGGAGAGAGCAGCCUCAGUCCCACGCUGGACUCGCGCUUCUUUGGACCGUCGCCGUCCCAAGUGCUCUACCUCACCGAGGUUGUAUAUGCCCUUCUAAUGCCAGCCAGCGGAACUCUGGGGGACGACGCCAGUGACUUCCAGUACAACUUCCUGAAGAGCGGUGGCCUGCCACUCGUCCUGGGCAUGCUCACCAGGAACAACUUCCUGCCCAGUGCCGAUAUGGAGACCCGCCGUGGUGCCUACCUGAAUGCUCUGAAGAUUGCCAAGCUCCUACUCACUGCAGUUGGCUUUGGGCAUGUUAAGACGGUGGCAGAGGCAUGCCAGCCUGUCGUGGAGGGAACCAAUCCCACAUCACCAAUAAACCAGGCAACCCAUGACCAAGCCCUGGUGCUCCAAAAUGCCCUCCAGAACAUUCCCAAUCCCACCUCAGAGUGCAUGCUGCGGAACGUUGCGCUCCGUUUGGCACAGCAGAUUUCCGAUGAGAAUUCCUUCCAGGCUUCAAAGUACAUCCCAGACAUCUGUGUGAUCCGGGCGGUGCAGAAGAUUGUGUGGGCCUCCGGCUGUGGAAGCGUCCAGCUGGUGUUCAGCUCCAACGACGAGAUCAGCAAGAUCUAUGAAAAGACCAACGCAGGCAAUGAGCCAGAUGGCGAGGAUGAGCAGGUGUGCUGUGAGGCACUGGAGGUCAUGACCUUGUGUUUUGCCCUCAUGCCCACCGCACUGGAUGCGCUCAGCAAGGAGAAGGCCUGGCAGACCUUUAUCAUUGACCUGCUGCUGCACUGUCAGAGCAGGCUGGUGCGGCAGAUGGCUCAGGAGCAGUUCUUCCUCAUGGCCACUCGGUGCUGCAUGGGCCACCGCCCCCUUCUCUUCUUCAUCACCCUCCUCUUCACUGUACUGGCAAGCACUGCAAAGGAGAGAGCCACACACGCUGCGGACUAUUUCACUCUGUUAAGACACUUGCUCAACUACGCCUACAACAGCAACAUCAAUCUUCCCAACGCCGAAGUCCUGCUCAACAACCAGAUCGAUUGGCUGAAGAGAAUCAGGGAUGAGGUGAAGAGCACAGGGGAGACUGGUGUGGAAGAGACCAUAUUAGAGGGUCAUUUGGGGGUCACCAAGGAGCUAUUGGCCUUCCAGACACCUGAGAAAAAAUACUACAUUGGCUGUGAGAAGGGUGGAGCCAACCUCAUUAAGGAACUGGUAGAUGAUUUCAUCUUCCCAGCGUCUAAUGUGUACCUUCAGUAUGUGAAGACGGGCGAUUUCCCUGCUGAGCAGGCCAUUCCAGUGUGCAGUAGCCCCGCCUCCAUCAACGCCGGCUUUGAGCUGCUCGUGGCCCUCGCCGUGGGAUGCCUUCGCAACCUGAAGCGGAUCGUAGACACGCUCACAGACAUGUACUACGUAGGCUUUGAGGCUCUUGCAGAAUGGGAGUACCUCCCGCCCGUGGGUCCCCGGCCCAUCAAAGGGUUUGUGGGUCUGAAGAAUGCAGGUGCCACCUGUUACAUGAACUCUGUGAUCCAGCAGUUGUACAUGAUCCCCCCCAUUCGCAAUGGCAUCCUGGCCAUAGAAGGCACUGGCAAUGACGUGGACGACGACACAUCUGGAGACGAGAAGCAGGACGGCGAUAGUAAUGUGGACCCCAGGGAUGAAGUGUUCAGUUAUCAUCACCAGUUUGAUGACAAGCCCUCUCUUAAUAAGGCAGAGGAUCGCAAGGAGUACAAUAUCGGAGUGCUGCGCCACCUACAGGUCAUCUUUGGCCACCUCGCUGCCUCCCAGCUGCAGUACUACGUGCCCAGAGGGUUCUGGAAACAGUUCAGGUUAUGGGGGGAGCCAGUCAACCUGCGAGAGCAGCAUGAUGCACUGGAGUUUUUCAACUCUCUGGUGGACAGCCUGGACGAGGCGCUGAAGGCCCUCGGCCAUCCCAGCAUGCUCAGCAGGGUCCUCGGGGGCUCAUUUGCAGAUCAGAAGAUUUGCCAGGGAUGCCCCCACAGAUACGAGUGUGAGGAGUCUUUCACCGCGUUGAACGUAGACAUUAGGAACCAUCAGAACCUCCUGGACUCCUUGGAGCAGUAUGUCAAAGGAGACUUGCUGGAAGGAGCCAAUGCAUAUCACUGUGAAAAAUGCAACAAGAAGGUUGAUACGGUGAAGCGCCUCCUAAUUAAGAAGCUCCCCCCAGUGCUGGCCAUCCAGCUGAAACGUUUCGACUAUGACUGGGAACGCGAGUGUGCCAUCAAGUUCAACGACUACUUCGAGUUCCCGCGGGAGCUGGACAUGGAGCCAUACACCGUGGCAGGCGUGGCCAAGCUGGAGGGAGACCAGGUGUCGCCGGAGAGCCAGGUUAUCCACCAGACCCCUCCCUUGGAGGCGGAGCCGGGCAGCAGCUCCCGGUACCGGCUCAUGGGUGUGCUGGUGCACUCUGGGCAAGCCAGCGGUGGUCACUAUUACUCCUACAUUGUCCAGCGGCACGGCACAGCCACGGACGGCCAGCGGGACCGCUGGUACAAGUUCGACGACGGCGACGUCACCGAGUGCAAGAUGGAUGACGACGAGGAGAUGAAGAACCAGUGCUUCGGCGGCGAGUACAUGGGCGAGGUGUUCGACCACAUGAUGAAGCGCAUGUCGUACCGGCGGCAGAAGCGCUGGUGGAACGCCUACAUCCUGUUCUACGAGCGCAUGGAACCAGCAGGGGGCGAUGGUGAGCUGCUGACGUACAUCGCCGAGUUGACGCUCAUGCCGAAGCAGCACCAGCUCAAGAUGCCGUCGGCCAUCGAGUGCAGCGUGCGCAAGCAGAACGUGCAGUUCAUGCACAGCCGCAUGCAGUACAGCCUGGAGUACUUCCAGUUUGUCAAGAAGCUGCUCACCUGCAACAGCGUCUACCUGAACCCUCCCCCAGGUCAAGAUCACCUGUUACCUGAAGCUGAAGAAAUAGCAAUGAUAAGUAUUCAGCUUGCUGCUAGAUUCCUGUUCAGUACAGGAUUCCACACAAAGAAAGUCAUCCGAGGCCCUGCUAGUGACUGGUACGACGCUCUGUGCGUCCUACUGCGUCACAGUAAGACUGUGCGCUGCUGGUUUGCACACAACUUCCUGUUUGCCUUCCCCCAGCGGUUCUCCGAGUACCUCCUGGAGUGCCCUAGUGCUGAGGUCCGUGGGGCCUUUGCCAAACUAAUAGUCUUCAUCGCACACUUCUCACUGCAAGAUGGGCCCUGCCUCAUCCCCGGCACCUCGCCGGGCUCUUCACAGACCUGUGACAGUCUGACCCUAAGCGAUCACCUCUUGCGGGCGGUUCUCAACCUGCUCAGGAGGGAGGUGUCCGAGCACGGCCGACAUCUACAACAGUACUUCAACCUCUUCGUCAUGUAUGCCAACCUGGGUCUGGCAGAGAAGACGCAGCUGUUGAAGCUUAACGUGCCAGCCACCUUCAUGCUGGUGGCACUGGACGAGGGUCCUGGUCCCCCCAUCAAGUACCAGUACGCAGAGUUGGGGAAGCUCUACACGGUGGUGUCCCAGCUACUCCGCUGCUGCGACUGCUCCACCCGCAUGCAGUCAUCAAUUAACGGUAACCCGGCUCUUCCAAACCCGUACGGCGACUCCAACCUCACAGCGGCCAUCAUGCCUCUGCAGCAGCUGGUGGCGGAGAUCCUGUUUGUGCGGACCAGUUACGUGAAGAAAAUCAUUGAGGACUGCAGCAACUCCGAGGAGACGGUCAAACUGCUGCGCUUCUGCUGCUGGGAGAACCCUCAGUUCUCCUCCACUGUGCUCAGCGAGCUCCUCUGGCAGGUGGCGUACUCUUACACGUACGAGCUGAGGCCUUACCUGGAUCUACUCCUCCAGAUUCUGCUAAUAGAGGACUCAUGGCAGACCCACAGGAUUCACAAUGUUCUAAAGGGGAUUCCCGAUGACCGGGACGGGCUGUUUGACACCAUCCAGCGCUCCAAGAACCACUAUCAGAAGAGGGCUUAUCAGUGCAUCAAGUGCAUGGUGGCUCUGUUCAGCAACUGCUCUGUAGCAUAUCAGAUCCUUCAGAGUAACGGGGAUUUGAAAAGGAAGUGGACGUGGGCGGUGGAAUGGCUGGGCGACGAGCUAGAGAGGAGGCCGUACACCAGCAACCCGCAGUACAGCUACAACAACUGGUCUCCUCCCGUGCAGAGUAACGAAACCUCUAACGGCUACUUCCUGGAGCGCUCCCACAGCGCCAGAAUGACUCUGGCCAAGGCCUGCGAGCUCUGCCCCGAGGAGGAACCAGAUGAUCAGGAAGCUCCCGAUGACCAUGACUCCUCCCCUCCAGAGGACACUGCCCUCUACCCGCACCCAGCUGGCACACAGUAUCAGCAGCCGAACAACCACCCCCACACGCAGCCCUACACAGGCCCAGCUGCCCAACACAUGAACAACCCUCAGCGGCCCCCCCAGAGGCCUCAAGAGAGCUGGGAGGGCACGGAGGAGGUGCCCCCUGUGCAGACGAAGGAGUAACCACCACCCCGAGCCUCCCUCGCGACCACGUCCCCGUCCUGCCCCACUGCCUGCUGCAUUGGGGGCAGGCCUGGACGUUAUAAACACCUGCCUCCGCUGUCUAGGACAGAACAACCUCCAGAGGCCCUUAGACCUCCUCGGCCCCUCCUUCCCCAGCCACUAACGUUUCUUAUCUCGCCCAGCUGUACUAGUUACCACCCCUCUGUCUUUCCUCACGACUAAUGUCCUGUCCCUGUGUCCAGGGUUCACAUGGUUGUGUGCUGAAACUGGAAGGGUUUGACUCUAAACACUGACUACCCUGCCAGGCUUGGUGCACAAAAACGCAUUUUUGCACACACACACACACACACACACACACACACACACACACGCGCGCGCGCAGGCACACACGCACACACACUGCCUAUGUACAGCUCUCUGUAUAAAGGAAGGAUUGCACAUGGAGUAAUUGUGUUCAGGAAUAGGGAUGGUGUACAUGGCGUGCAGUUGGACUGUUAAGUAACCAUCAGCUGUCACAGCAACCAAAUUGUCGUUGGUGAACAGCACUUGUCUACGAGACCUUUACCCAGCUGGAUUAUAACCUGCUAUUACACAGGGGACUGGGGAAGUCUGCGGGGCAGGUUCUUUUGUAGGUGUGGGUUUUGUGUCUUCAUGAUUUAGAUGGUAAUGCUUGGGUGGAUGGACACCGGUGCAAUUUCACCACAAGUAAUAAAAUCUGAUGCCCUCCAGUGGCCCUUUGCAGGGUUCUUGGCUUGGACGUGGCAUCACCUAUGAUGAUUUUGGAAUUUGUAGAUCCAAAAGCACUUCUCUGCAUUUUUUCAUGCGACUUUUUCAAGUUACUGGGCUGGUUUGAAGUUGACGGUAAUGCGCCGG